This is a messenger RNA of Dunckerocampus dactyliophorus (ringed pipefish), 1173 nucleotides long. It is a transcript of the gene snx10a, whose product is annotated as sorting nexin 10a. The transcript has 7 exons. The record is from RefSeq and is a predicted model, not a curated record. Gene Ontology annotation, biological process: intracellular protein transport. NCBI's taxonomy places the organism in Eukaryota, Metazoa, Chordata, Actinopteri, Syngnathiformes, Syngnathidae. Gene Ontology annotation, molecular function: phosphatidylinositol binding. Bases 256 to 816 code for a protein of 186 amino acids.
GCCAUUUUUGUGUAGUCAAAGAACAGUAUAGCGUUAUGUAGCAAUAGUAGUAGUCGUCAUUACUACUUUAUUUUUUUUAAAUCAUCGUUAGCUUUCCUGACUUAUUUUUUUAUACAGUGCGAGUGGCGUUUAUGUAGGGGGCUGGCGGGGGGGUAGAGGCGUGAACAAGUUUGAUUCAGAGUCACAUACACAGACAGUAGCAUACAAACACACUGGAGCUGUGCUAACAAGGUGCAGAAGCGAACGGUUUCUAUUAUGGACAGAAUGUUGGACAAUCUCGCCAAAACUGAGUUUAUCAGUGUCUGUGUUCAAAACCCAAGGCCCCAAAAACAGGACCUCUGGCACGCCCACGUCGACUAUGAAAUCUGUGUACACACAAAUAGCAUGUGUUUUCGCAAGAAGGCUUCAUGUGUGAGGAGGCGUUACAGCGAGUUUGUUUGGCUGCGGCAUUGUCUGGAACAAAAUGCGCUCAUCAUAGAAGUACCUAAGCUGCCCCCCUGGAACCCAUUCUUCAGCCUAAGGAACACACAGCAGGUCAGCCAGAGGAUGCAGGGCCUACAGGAGUUUUUAGAACUUGUUCUUCACACACCGUUGUUGUUGUCAGACAGUCGGCUCCAUCUGUUCCUCCAGUCCGACCUCAACGUCACAAAGAUGGAAAAGUGUGCUCUUGGCAAAACCAGGUACACGGUGGCCGAGGCCAUCCAGCGUUCUGGCGUCGGGUGUAUCAUGAGAUUGGAGGACAAGGCCUCAUUUGACUCUGACUAUGAGAGCUCCUCUUCAUCGUCGGGCUUGGGCUUAAGUGUGGACAGCACCUGACGUAGAAGCCUCCUACACUUCUUUGAGUCAUCCGGGUUGUGCAGUUGUCAUUCGGAGUCGCACACAAAAUGGCUUAGCGAAGCCUGAGGAACUGAAUUUAUGAACAAGAGAGACAAUUUCUUCAUUAGCCUCAAAGACAAAGUUCCCUUUUUUUCUUCCAUUGUAUGCUCUUUUUUAAAAAAAUGUAUGGUGUUUUUUUUUUUUCUUAAAGUAAUAACUCUGUUAUUUGAGCAUGUACUUGGAAAAGAAUAGUUCGUUUUAAAAAAAAAUGUACAGUAAAACUACAUUUAUAAAUUCUUAAUUAUACUGUUUGUAUUUUUAUUUGCACGAAAGCUGAGGUUAGUUCGGUAUGUUUUG